UUUAAGUAGAAACACGUUUACAUGUAGCGCUUUACCUCCCUCUAAUGGUUGCAGUGGGAAGUUGUUUUUGAGAGCAAAUACCGAAUGGCAGCAAGCAAUGUCGACUCGUGUGCAUGUGUUAAAAGCUGAUGUUUAAACCUUUUAUGUUGUGCCUUGGACAAGAUUUGUCCGUGAGUAUUAUUCGAAUUUUGAAACAAUAUUUUAUUUUGGUUACAUGUGAUGUUUAAUGCAAACCUAUUCACCGUAAAUGUGAUGUAGCUUGUAUGUGUUUAGCUAACGCACAAUUUUACUUGUAUUUUCUCCUAGUUUUACGACGGUCUUAAGAGGGCAAUGGUUUGAGGCCAUUCUACAAAUAAAUCAGCUAAAAGAAACCAAGUCUGAUUAUUUGGAGCGUCGUUAACUCGCUGUCUAGCUGGUGAAAAACUAGAUGCUUCAGACCAACCAGUGUGCUCCCGGGUGGCGCGGGCACCGCACCAGCUGCUACAAGAAGAUGGGAGUCCCCAACGGUUGGCUGGGCGCCUGGCACCACUGCGUCUCUGAGGGCGGCAACCUGGUCUCGAUCACCUCCUCGGCCGAGGAAGACUUUGUGAAGGCGACCAUGGGCGUGGACACCCGCUUCUGGCUGGGACUCUCCAACCAGAAAUGUGACAAGGUCUGGUGUCGCUUUGAAGACGGGAGCCAGAAGCUGGCCUGGUCUGAUGGCGAGACAAUAAAGCACACCAACUGGGCCCCAAAUCAACUCGAAAGCGCCGACGUCGCGUCCUGCGCCCAUGUUGACCAAAAGGCUUGGAAGGAUUCCGGGAAGUGGAGGUCUGGCUCCUGCGCUUCCUCCUUAGCCUACAUGUGCAAACGGCCGCUGGACUGCCCGACGUGUUCCCCCAAAAGUGGUCCUGCUGUGGUGAAGACUUCUGACUGCGACGAUGGCAACAUCCUUUAUGGCUAUCAUUGCUAUUUUCAUGGCCCGAGUCGUGAAACUCAAGAGGAUGCUGAGGAGUUCUGUCUCGCCCGGGGAGCCCACCUGCCUCGCGUCCACUCUAAGCAAGAUGUCCAAUUCCUGUCUGAUCACCUUCAAAAUUAUCAUUUUCUUUGGGUGGGACUCAAGAAGAAGGGAGACAACUACAAGUGGAGUGACGGAACAGCUUUGGUAAGUGAAUUGCUGGAGGCCUUUGAAAAAGUCGGUUUGCAGGCAUCCGUUUUGUCUUGAAGCAUCGGGCAGCCGAUGAGACAUUUUUGGCGCUCUGAUUUUAGAGACAGCGAGGAGGCAGUUAAGAUGUCCAGGAACUAUCCUGGAUGGUGCCUCUGGUUUGUCUUUAGGUCUUCAGGGUUAGUUGCAUUGCGCAUGAGACCUUUGGGUCGCCAGAGAGGGCACAACAUGCUUCAUUUCAUUGCAAUGUUCAUACUACUUUGACUGACAAUAAAGUGAAGCCAACAAACCAAAGUGAAACUUGAAUGAGAGAAGGCACGCCAUUAAGUGAGGAAAUGCGGCAGGAAGACGACCAGAUCAAAUGCAACACGCUUAAAGUUCUAUCCAAAAUCUCGUCCGCGGGACUACGAAGAUCUCGACGACAGAAGCUACUCCGGUGGUGACUGUGCAACAAUAUUUGAUGCACAGAUCUACCUGAACUUACCAUGCCACUGGAAGCAGUCAGUUAUCUGCCAAACAGGUGCUAACGUCGCUCCCGAGCGCUCCUUUUGGACAGGUCCCGCAUUUGCUUA
Messenger RNA from Syngnathus typhle (broad-nosed pipefish), 1716 nucleotides. Its product is annotated as lymphocyte antigen 75-like. The transcript is spliced from 7 exons. Gene Ontology annotation, biological process: biological process involved in interspecies interaction between organisms. Gene Ontology annotation, molecular function: carbohydrate binding. NCBI's taxonomy places the organism in Eukaryota, Metazoa, Chordata, Actinopteri, Syngnathiformes, Syngnathidae. The record is from RefSeq and is a predicted model, not a curated record. Gene Ontology annotation, cellular component: external side of plasma membrane. The coding region runs from base 428 to 1204 and encodes 258 amino acids.